Messenger RNA from Porites evermanni, 20603 nucleotides. The record is from the annotation of a GenBank genome assembly. Lineage: Eukaryota; Metazoa; Cnidaria; Anthozoa; Scleractinia; Poritidae.
AUGAGUGAUAUACAUCUGAUAUCAGGUUAUAAAGGAAAUUCUGUUACAGGAUUAAUUGGAUCUUCUGUAAAUUUCUCCUGGAGCUUCUCCAAUGGUACAAAAGGUGUUCGGGGAGUUCUGUUUGGGCUUAUCAAAGAUCACCGAGCACGCCAUUUUAUUCCCAAUGGAAAACUAGUAGCUUUUGGUGAAUCAGGAAGCCCAGCGUCUGUUCCAGUUCCCGUACAAUAUAAUGGGCGAGUAAGCGGAAGCUAUGACGGCAACACGUCAACCGGUCACGCCAUCUUCACACUCAGUUCCAUAGAAAAAGAUGAUGAGAGAUUUUUCGGCUGUCGUGUUUCCCCACAAUACUCUUUCGACGCAGAGGUUUUUGACUCUGUAUACUUAAAUGUUGCAGGUGGGUUAUACUGCUAGCAUAUGUAAACAAUAAACUCUCUGAGACCAGAUUUUUGUCUCCACAAAUUGACUCCAAAAUUGCCGAUACUUUCUUCAUGCUCGUUCAAGACGUAUCAACACAGGCCCGUAGGGAGGGGGUGCGACGAGUGCGCACGCACCCCCCCUACAGGUUCCAGAGGUCCCUUUUUUGUUGAUCAAAGAUUAAAACAAAGUGAAUUUCGACUAUUGUUCUAUUCUAAUUCACUGAUUGUGUACUGUAGUAAAAUUGAAAAUAGUGUGAAAGAGCUCAUAAGCCUGACGGCACCCUUUCAACAAAACGUGUUUUAGCCUUCGUAAACUAUAUAUCAAAAAGGGAAUUUGGUAUACCUACAAGAAACUUACCCCUUUCUAAUGCGUCACUUGCUCCUUCAUUUUGUCCUUAACUGGUAAAGUCUGUUUUGGAGGGUUCGUAGUGUGCAUUUAGCAAAUGUUUCUUUCACUGAGAAGCUACUGAAGCUUACUGAGAGGUCAUGUGGUCUGGUGCUGUACAGUGAUUUCCUGUAGAUUAUUAUCUUUGCUCUAUCAGAAAUUGACCUCUGAUCGCUAGCUGUAGGUUUUAGGAUUUUCCUUUCUUAUUUUUAAAAGCGUCCCAACAACCUUUAGGGUUUGGUUCCAUAGUUUUCUGCAAAGUGUUGGAUCUCAAUUGUUAUUUGAACCGUUUUACAUGGUAUGAGAUUCCCUGCUAUAGUUUUGACAUGCUGGACGCAGCUAUUACUUUCGCUUACUUGCAGGAUAUUGAAGUUCCUAUUAAAGCUUAACCCUACUCUGGUAGUGUUGCAUGCCGAUCAGUCAACUCCAAGGACUUUCAUGUAAAUUACUAUAAUGCGAAUCUUAAGACUGGAGCCGAUGAUGUUAUUAUUCCUCCACUUGGCAGUUAUCGGGCACCCAACGACGAUUUCCUCCUAAAUACGUUGAAAACACUUUUUAGGCUUUCCAGAGUAGUUUUAGAUCUCUAGAAAUACAUUCUAAGCGGUGCUAUAAAACUUGUAACUGUUCGGUCAUCUUAGGGGACUUUGAAUCUUUUCGAAAUUCCAAGGGCUUCAGUAUUAUAUUCCCGAAAAUUUUAGAUGCAAUUUAUCGCUUUAUGAAGGUUAGAAUUUUUCUGAUUCCUAUUUCAAUCACAUUAUUGAAUCCGAAAAUUUUAGGUUUUCUUUUUCUACGAAAAACAGCAUUACUCGGAGAGUGAAAUGUGAAAAAUUAAGCUUCAGAAAAUUGUAGGGAAUUUAAUAGAUAAGUUUCAAAAAUUGUACAUGGAUGGAACGUCAACUAGAAAUUUAUAUCCGUGCCUCAAGCAAUAGGAAAUUCCAGGCAAUAUUUUCUUCUCCGAACAGAUAUUUUACAGAAAACAGUCGUUAGGUACCCCUGAGUUAUUCGGCCGUGACAGUUGCUAGCCAGGGAGAAACAUUACCUUUAACUUUGUUUUCGUUUUUUGGCGAGAGCGGUACAACCGUUUUUGACUGGACUCAUUUAUCGGGCCGUUUCAGGGAUUUGGAAUUCUCGUUUUCGAAUUGCCUGUUAAACAGCCAAUUACAAAGGGUGGAUCUCGGAUCCACUUGUGCUUAAAGGCGAUGAAGGUAUGCAUUGUUCCUUUUUUGAGUUAGCCCUUUGUCUUUGAGCAUGGUUUAAAAUAUCUGCUGUUUUCUGUGGCAAAAAAGUAAUACUAGCGACACAAGAAAAGCUCUCUUCACAUGGCUCUGAUGCACAUACACCGUCUAACAUAAUGACAAAGUUGUCUCUACCAAAGAAAUUCAAUUUUGAAGCGCCAAAAUUUGAGAAAUAUUCAUGUUUUUCAAAACGUUAGUAACACAGUAUCAGACAACCUAGUUUCCCCCUCCCCGCCUAGAAAUUUGCUCCUCCGGUCUCGUUCGGUCGACGUCCGCCUCCUCCUUGGAUUGCAUCUCCCCGUAAUUCCGUAAAAAAACAUGGCUACUGGCCUGCAACGGGCACGGUUUAUCAUUACAACAUUAUCUUUCUGGCCUUUAUUCGAACUUUCCUAGGAAACGAGAUGUUCUAAAAAUGCAAGCCAUUUUUUUCUUUCCGUAUUCGUUUGCCAAAUGGGGUGUCAUUGUUCCAAGCGCUCCUUGCGGAGACCAUGGAAAGUGCGAAUGAGAAUCGCAACCCCUUACGACCCUCUUGCGUCUACACUGAAAACAACAUAAAAUUACUUAAUUCUCUAUGGCAAGACCAGUCAUAAAUUCGGCUCAGCCGGUCGUCUCCGUCAAAAACACUGUUUAAAAUUAUUAACCCAGAUAAGCCCAAAAGGUGUUGUGUGUUUAUAACCGUCGCAGCAUUAGCUCCGUUUAUAGAGCGCAGAGCGGGAGGUCGUGGGUUCAAUUCCCUGGGCCGUACCAAUACUCAGCGACAUGAAAUAUCUGAAAAAUGAAGGUACUUCCCUUGCUCUAGCCUGUACACAGACGUUGUUUUAUAAUUCUUUUCGUUCUUUUCAAAAACAUCGGCGAGCGAAGAGAGCGCGCGAGAACGAGCGCGGAGUCUUGCGUUGGCGGUCAAUAAACCCCUGCGGUUUAUAUUCUAUCACCCGCGCUCGAACGACUAUGAAGAGAAAAUAGAGGGUCUGUGAACAGGCUACCCUUGCUCUGCAAACGGCUAGACUUUCGCGUACCCUCGGAUGAUUACGUAAAAUGGUGGUCACGUCUGCAGAAGGAGACGUAAAAAUAGUGUCCUCAAUUACCUUUUAUCACUUAUUUUCGCGCGACUUUAAUUUCGCGAAUUUGGAAUAGAAGUAUUUCGAGGGAAUUAAAUUUCGCGAUUUUGAAGAAUCACCAGUUUUCAAGGUAAUUAAAUUUCGCGAAUCAAUUACGCUGGUGCUCGUUUUUUAACUGAACUUCCAUUUCCAUAACGGAACUUCCAUAACGGAAUAGAAACUCAACAAGCAACUGGUUGAAAUGUUCAACAAUGUCAGUGACAUGACAUCUUUUAAAAGUACACUGAUAUAAGCAACCGAGGCACUAUUAAACUCGACGGCACUGCCAAUUAGCUUUUAGAUAAGGAUCGCCUCUAUGUUUUGAAAUGGAUCUUCAGGCGAUGAGGUUGUCUUCCGUUGAACAAGUUAGGAUAUACUCGCUUUGCACAAUCCUUUUGCGCAGUGAAUGUGCCGCUUUCCCACACUGCCUCUCAAGUGGUUGUAGAGAAUAUCAUAUUCUAAAAGGCUAAACCAGUGAGCAGCACUUUUGUUAACUUCUUGAGUUGUAAAAUUGUUUUAUUGUCUCCUACGUGUUUCGUGUGACUAGCGCACACUUCAUCAGCGAGUUUUACAAUACAAAUAAGAGUACCUGUAUAGAUACCUAAAAACGAACUGAAUUCUAGGGCCUGUUUACACGGAGGCGAGGGACCCCAGGUAGGUUAGAUAACCCGCUUAGGUGGGGUAAUCCGCCUGUCCAUAUAAUCUCACGGUUUAAUUUGAUCACGUUUACAUGAUAGGUGGGGUGACCCGACAAGGCGGGUAGCCCAGUCUGCCAGACCGGGUUAUCCUCUCAGCCACUUUGACGGUGGCUUUGCAUCGUUGUUAAAGGUAACAAGAGAAAGCCACAGCCCUGAAGGUUGCAGCAAGAGCAGCAAGUAAGCCGGUUGAAGAGCAUUAAUCGCCAAAACACGUGGUUUUCCAGCAUUUUUGUUGUUUACGUGCAUAGCGACCAUUCAAUAAUCUUGAGAAAGUGCAACCCGGGAUGGCGGGGUUGUAAGAUUGCAUGUAAAGGAGGGUUAUGUUUUUACCCCACCUAAGCGGGUUACCUCACCUAUCUGGGGUCCCCCUCCUCCAUGUAAACAGGCCCUUACAUCGAACAAAAAACGCCUACGGAUUUGCGUCUAGGAAACAGGCGGAGAAAUAUUUUGCAAGGCGUGACAUAUUUGUAAUGUUUUGGGGCCUACAGUUUUACCUACGUACUACUAGCAGACAGAAAACUUAAAUAAAGGUUUUUAUAAAGGUCACCAAAUUUCCCGUCUUAAUUUUCGCGGCACCUUUUUUUCGCGGUACUUUAAUUUUGCGAAAUUUUUUAAAUCGCGAAAAUUAAGUCUCACGAAAAUAAGUGAUGAUAAGGUAGUACCUUCGUGCUAAAUACCUCGACACUCAAAUAUAGAACUUUACCUUACAUUCCGGAAGGUUGACUUGGUGAUUUUCAUAUUCUCUUCUAUAUAAUGAAACGCUCGCCUUUUUGGACGUCUAAAUGAAAAAAAAAAAAAAAAAAAAAAAAAUAAUAAUAAUAAUAACCAGAGACCGAUCAUCUGUUUAAAUACUUUUUAUACGUGGUUCACGAAUGACCUGCGCACCUGCGAAUGAACAUCUGGAAACGCACGGUUUAAGGACGGUGCCCACUAUUGUUACUGCGAAAGAAAUGCGCAACACGCAGGACACGCGGACUGGUUUUGUCUCCUGUAAGUCUGAGAGGUUCUAGUUAUAACUUGUGGAAAAGAUGCGUCGUUUUUUAACAGAUGAAAAAUAAUUUCUAUUUACUUUGUCAGUUCUUUGAAAACCAAAGAAGUAUUCGCAUGUUGCUAUUUCUGCCAUAUGAUCGAUCUGACCGAACAUUUCAUAGUCAAACAAAAUUCAAUUCUAAAACAUCAAAAGUUAUUGCUUCAAGAUGUUACGCUUAGAGCUUGGGUAUUAAAAAAUCCCUUAAUAGGCAAGGAUCAGUAGAUCAGAAGACAAAUAGCUCUAAGUCCUCCGCUUAAUCGAGAAACUGCAAGCUUGCCUUUCACUCGCGUCUUUCGCGUUUUAUCGGCUAAACGGCUAUAAACACUUUCCCGAAUAUUUCUUCAAUUUUGUAAGAUUUUAUGUAAUUAGUCACCAGAACAUAGAUUUAAAGCGAUCGAGUUCAUACAGAUGUCCCUUUUUUGAGAGUCCGAUGCUUUUAUUUGUUGCACAAACAAGAAAAAAACCGUGAUCACAAGAUUGCUUGGAUCGCAGCUUCACAAAUAGUUGCGGACCGCAAAGGAAACGCUUUCAUCGUGGAAAAAAAUCGUAAAAAAUUGCUAUGCUUUUUACUAUUAUUUAAGCAUUUUGGCAUUACUAAGCAUUGAAAUUAUUGACUCAUUGGGCAGCUUGUCGAGUAGAUAGUAUUUCUUAAGGUUCAAUUUUACGCCACGCAUAAUCUGGACAUUUAGACACAACUGCCAUUUGGCUGUUCACAAACUAAAGAUGGAAGGUAAAAUAAAGUAUUUCCAUUCUAAGACUUUCUUACGUUUAACAGACACUGUUAAGUCUAAAAUUAACAUUUGGGAACGAAAAAUAGAAAAUGAUCAUGACACAGAACUGUGCUACAGUAAAACAAAUCAAAACGAAAUAUAUAAAAUGAUCAUUAUAGCCCAGUUUAUAUAUGAGGGUAUAUAAAUGCAUUCGGUACAACUACUUUCGCAGUAUUCAGCUUUUUUAAAAGAGAACUUGAGUCUAUGCAAAGCAUUUAAGUCAUAUGACACUUGUGGCAAACCCCCAAGGAGAUAGCGCAAAGCACAGAUAUAUGCUCAUUGAAUGUAUGCAAGUUUAAUAACAUAUUUGAUCGAGGUACCCGGUAAAAUGAUAAAAAACGAUAGAAGGUUUACAGUCCAUAUUACAUCUACGGUGCAAAAAAUCUUGAGGACAUGUACCGGUAAGCAAACGAAUGAAGGAGUACCUGUUUAAGAGUCCCUGUCGACUAUUUUCCACCACAGUACAAUAGUUUGUUUACAGCACCAGCCUCGGAUCUUGAGCUCGCCAUACUACUCCAUGUGCGCUGGAAGUAAUCUUUAAUACCUUCGAGAUUGCUCUUCUCCAAAACUGUUUGUUAAAUUUUUGAGACGGAGAAGCUCCAGUUGAAUGAAAUAGUAUAAUUUGUUUUCCUGAAAUGUCCUUCUUCACUUUCUGUUUUUGCUCUCCUCCGUGGAUUGUUGUUCUCUCUGACUGUUAGCCAUUGUGGAUAUCCCAGAGUACUCCGCGUUGAGUGAGGCAAUAGUAAAACUGACUGGGGAGGGGAUGGGAGAAAUUGUAAAUAACCCCCAAAGCGAUUAAGUUAAGGUCGAAACCAACCAAUUUAACUUCUAAAAACGCGUGGUAACCCCUACUUUUUAUCUUACCAAAUGGAAGUAAUAAGCCUACUCAGCAAACGAUCAAGUUUUGGUUUGGUGAAAAUGUCGUUUACACUAUUUUUAAGGCAAACGCGUGGAGAGGGGUAACUGCUGCUAACUUCCCAGUUGUGCUGGUAUUUCAAAAAAAGACGUAUAAAGAGCAGUUGUUAUGUCAUCAUUUGUUGCUUAUUUUGAGACCUUGUUACAAUUAUCAUUGCAUUUGUGCACGUUCACGUUGACACUCUGAAAUUUGGGUAAAAAAUAACUUUUUAUCAUUUUUCUAAAAAAUGCCUAUUCAGCGUUUUUCUCCAUAUUGAAGCGCAAUUAUCUCGGAAAAAUGCGUGGUCACCUUGGAUUUCAAUAGCCCCUGAUAUGAUCUACUUGUCUCACGUAGUCAUUAUCUGGGAAAAAAAAAACUUCCCAUUAGUGGGCACCGUCCUUAAUGGAUGGAGCCCAGAGGGGCGCACGCGCAGGAUGUAGCGGAACUAUAGACAGUUUAUUGAUUGACAGAAUUGUGACCUUAGAUUGUCAUCGGCGAAAGGGUAACCUGAGUAUGGCGUGGAUUGAAGGCGUACGACUCGGUAGACUAUGGUUGGUUGAAGGAGAUAAUGAUCCUGCAUAGAUUCCCUGUCUGGUUAUCAAGGACGGUAGAGAAGUUAAGCAAGGGCUAGAACACAAGGUUGGUGGCGACUACAAAGAAAGGGCGGGAGACAUCUGAGCCAGUCAGGUUUCUCAAUGGCCUACCCAAGGGUGACGCUCUCUGUCCCAUGCUCUUCAAGGUUUGUUUGAAUCCCAUCACAUGGAAGAUCAGUGCGAGUGAGGGCUAUAAACUAUCUAAGCCCAUCAGUGUAAAGGUAACAGACCUCUUGUAUAUUGAUGAUCUAAAGAUCUUUGCGUCUUCGAAGAGUAAACUAAACCGUGUUAUGGAAUCAACCAAGAGCGCGAUGGAGAAUGUCGGACUUCAGUGGAACCCCAAAAACGGUACAUACCCAUACCCAUGAUGCCUCGGGGCUAAGGAAGGGUAGAUGAGAAAUAUCUGUGUUUCCGACCUUGGAGAAUGUAAUCAUUACAAGUUCUUGGGUAUUUUAGAGACGGUGAGGCAAGAGGAGAGGAUGUCGUUGGAGUGCGCAGCUAAGGAGUUUCUUCGCAAAAUGUCUAUCAUUUGGUCAAAUCCCUUGUCUGAUCACAACCGUGUGACAGCCUCGAACCAAUUUGCAUUACCAGUGUUAGGCUACCUUAUGUGGACACAACAAUGGCCGGUGACAGAGUUCAAAAAGUUAGAUAGAGAAGCUCGCAAGAUAGUUGUUGAGAAUGGUGGGAAACAUCCCAGCCGUUCAACUGCCAUUCUACUGAUACAUGUCAAGAGAGAGGGGAGGUAGAGGUCUGCGCUCGAUCGAGGAGGAGUACAAAGUGAUGAAGAUAAAGGCUGCAGUAAGUUAUAUGGAAACGGUGACUCAGCGAUGGCGAUGGUUCGUGAGUUUGAAGAGAGAGUAGAAGAGUUAGAUCAUAGCUCGUUAGUUAAAGAGGCAGCAAGGUAUGCAGAGGAGAUGGGCCUCCAGUUGGAGCUGGAUUACCCAAACCUAACCUUCAUAAAGCAUGAUAGUGGAAAAGUGACAACAGCAGAGAAACUGAUGGUAGAGAUUUGAAGGUGUUUGGAAUAGAAGACACGGGAAGCGGCGCAGGGACAAAACUGGCAGGGGAAACUAAUCUCCGCGAGAAGUGAAGACGAGAGCCUUAAUUUCGAUGGCUAUUUCUGGUGGCUAAGCGGUUGGAAACAAUGUCCAACACAUACAGUGGCGGGGAUGUUUGAGCUCUACGAACAGUUAUUACCUACAAGGUUGUAUGCCUGCCAGAAAACGCACACGGAUAUGACGGGUGAGGUAACGUGCAGGCUAUGUAAUAAGGCCCCUGAAAGUGUCGCCCAUGUCCUAGCUGGUUGUACUGCCCUUGCACCAGUGCCAGUGCCAGUGCCAAGCCAGUGUACGAGGCGAACAAUGCGCUAUCGUUCUGGGAUGUCCCUCUAUUUGCGGAGCACUAAGAAGUUACAGCCAACAGAGUUGAUGCUCGCAUUGUCAACCACGGGUCAAAGCGAGUCAUAACGCUUGAGAUGAGCUGCCCAUGGCUUACAAACCGGGAGAAAAAGGAGGAGGAGAAAACCAAGUACGGAGCGCUGCGUUGGGAGUUAAAGCAGAAGUACUAAGGAUAUGAAGUGAAACAAUAUAAUAUCAUAAUGGACGUGUCGGAUGGUGCCGAGACUUAGAAGUCAAGCUGAAGGAGAUGGUCGGAAGUAAGAGUAAGGGAGUUCUUUAUAACAUGCAGAAGGCUGUACUCUCGGGAACACUAAACAUCUCUGUAACGUUUAGAGUUACAACAUGAUCAAUGAAUAUCGCUUUCGAAAUUAUUAACUCUCUUCCUUCAACAUCUGUUGGACCCACCUUAAAGUUAUGAACUAAUCGUCAGUGAAUUUUUUACAGCCGAAUAGAAGUAAUAUAUUAAAGAGAAGUUAAAGACUCGUCACGCUGUUUUAAUUGUAUAUGGCAUACAAAAGUUUUAAUUGCUGCAUAACAAUAAAACAAGCAUGAAGAAUACUCAGUCGCCAAAUUUGGAAAAGCAAAACAAAACUGUUGGAAAAGUGAAAUUAACCUGUAUUUAGCGGAGACCUCUAUUAAGCGGACACUAGCGAAGGUCCCUUGGGUUUCCGCCUGAUGCAGGUCUCACUGAACUAUAUAAAGCCCUGUUGAAGUAAAACAAAUAAUACACAUUGGCAAAGGACUUUACAACAGUUUGUCACAACUGUCAAAUAUAAUCCUUUUUAGUGCCAACUGAAACACUUACAACGCUACGAGUUAAUCAGAAGAAAAUUACCAGCUAGAACACAGUGCAAUAAUCUGUCCGUACUGGUAACGUCCAUGGUAAGACUAGUGUUGCCAUGGAUAUUGAUACUGGACUGGUAAUGGCCAUUUUUUAAAACGUCUUUUAUAUUCAUUUACUUUGAAUUUCAGGGACACCAAACAUUACACAUCCAAUGGCAAACGCUGUAAGUGACAACGUGGGAAGGCUAGUUAACAUCAGUUGUAGGGCUACAGGAAAUCCAGACCCAGAUGUAAGGUGGAUCCAUAACGGAAAGGUGAAAAGUUCUGGUGCCAGAACAGCUGAGUUAAUCUUCGGAAAAGUCGGAAAAGAGGAUACAGGAAUGUACAUAUGUGAAGCAAAUAACUCCUUUGGCCGGACAGAAAAACUGCUGUACUUUAAAGUCAACUGUGAGUACUUCCUGCAAUUGAUUACGUUUCAUAGUGUUUUAUUUCUUAUGAUUUAUUGAAUUGACUCUCAUUGAAUUACUCAAAGUUCCAAGGGAAACAGUUUCAGGUGAGAUUUAUCGAGCCACUUGUCAUAAAUUGCUGUUAGUAAAUGUGUUGUAUGAAUGAAAUUAUUAUACAUUCAGUCAAAGGGAGAGUAUAUGGAGAAUUGUGUAGAUCUUGUAGGGUGUAUAUCAUAUUCACCCUCAUCCAAUUAUCGCCAAAAAAUAGCAUUAUCGUCACCAACAGUGAAAGUACCACGAUGAAAAAAACAAAACUCCGUUUACCACAGAAGUUUUGGUAUAGCCUUCCUGCUUCUAAAAGUGUAUGUAAAAGAUGGUCAAUUUGGCGCUUCAUUGACUGGUUAUCGGCCAUGUGACACGUCACGUUACAUGAUCCUAUUUCGUAUGAACAAGUAAAGCUCCGUCUUACACCAUUCUGCCCGCACGCUCAAGAAUUGAUAAAGAAAUUUUAUCGAUGAGACAUUGCCAUUAUAUUUCUCAACCAUUUAAUAUAUAUUUGCCAUUGACUGUACAUAAACUCGAUGGAGACAUCCUCAGUAUGCUGUGCUUUCCUUGCAUUGUUGUUACUUCCGCAUGCAGGUAGGUACUUUCUUCUCUCUUUGUUUUCCUUAUUUACUCAUUGAAUACGCUAGAGGCAGGUGGUAGUUAAAUAAGAAACAGUCAAGAGUACUGAGGGAUUGUUCUGUUAAUAUUUCGACUGUUUCUGUCAGCACGUAGUUAGGUCGGUGCAUUAUUAACAUUAUUAUUCAACAGUUUUCGCUUAUAACGUUGCAUCAUAAAUUUGCAAAACCUGAAUGCCAAACUCCCUGUCAAAACAACAUCGCUCGGUUAAAUCUGCCUAGAACUCUUUACAUGUUCGACAUCAACGUCUCUUUAGCUAAACUUAUUCUGAAGCAGUCCGAGCUUGAUUGAGACCAUUUGGACAAUUAUAUCGAAAGCAAAAUCUUUGUGUACCGCUGAAAGCAAGGUCUCACACUUUCGUUACCCGGAGUAACGCAAUGUAACGAAUAAUAACACUAAAGCGUCUUGAGCGAAAUAGUCAGCUUAGUAUAUUAUCCUCUACUGUAAUUCAUUUUCAGGAGGUAAAGCAUACUACUGCACCUUUAUCAAUGCUAAACUAUGGAAUAUCUUAUAUAAAUCUCUGUUUCUUAAUCUGCAGUGAAUUUAGGAGUUUUAUUCUGUAUAAAUUCCAACUUAAUUUCAACUUUUAAUUAAUAGGUCUUAACAUGUUAAAAUUAAACAAUUAAACUUUGAAAGUCAAUGUUAUCGUCCACUUAAAAACAGCUAAUGCUUAAUAUGUUCUGUACAUAUAGUAGAUCAGACGUUGGUUGUGCAAUUCAAGUCAGCAUACCAAGGGAAAAUUGUGACAGGAGUGAUUGGUCAAUCUGUAACAUUUGAGUGGAAAUUUUCUGGUAGAGUUGAUGAGGUAAUUUGGGCAUUGAAGAGAGAUGGUGUGAAUCUAAUUGAUAAAAGAAAUGGACUUUAAGCAGCUUUAGAUAGACGUGGUAUUGAUUUAGUUUCGCCUGGAUUAGUCCCUGAUGUAUACAGAGGUCGUGUGAAUGGAAAUCGUAUCGGUGACUCAUGAUCUUCGGGUCUGGCCAGCUUCAAGCUCCAUAAUCUUACCAAAGAUCACGCGCGGAUUUAUGGAUGUGAACUAAGUCCUGAUGACCCAAACCAAGCGCCAAUAAUUGACUUAGUCCAAUUACUUCUUGUAGGUAUGUACCUUAAGUGAAGGACUCAGGAUGAGGUUUUUAAACAUUUUCUGUGGUUAAAGGUGAAAACUAGGACUAGUAAAACUAUGAGGAUUCUGACAUCUUUCUUCAACUGAUCGGAAUGCUUGUUUUUACAUUUCGUACUUCGCUUUUAUCGUUUAUCUAUUUAAAUUAUUUGCCAAUUUUUUUUUUUAAAAAAAGACAGAACUGUUUUAAUGAACAUCAAAUCAGUUGUUUCGCUGAGUAUUUUAAAGGUGAUAUGGUUCUUUUCAACCAAAUGUUUUGCUUUAAGUAGGUGGAAUAUGACCGUCCAGGUGGGUAUAGUCCUGAGAAAUACUGUUGUUGUCAGUAACUGACGUUUGCACAAUCAGUGCUGUAGUCAUCUUCAGUAUUAAAGUGUGUUUCAUCAUGUUAGUUGAUGGUAAAAAGUAACCUGUUGGUCAAUUAAGUCGCAUAAAGUUGUUCGUCCGUCAAUGACAUCGCAAAUUAAUUGACCAGUCAGGUCAGUAAUUAUGAUUCAAGCCAUUCAUCGAAUAUUUACCGUUGAAAAACAUCAUGGCAUUACGACACUAGCGGCAAAUUGACUCUCCCUUAUCGUUCCCUUUACUUUUUGUUUUUGAAAUGAAAAAAAGUGAAUUACUGUUAAUCCGCAUAUCUAUUACAAAUCGCUUUUGGCUUUACAGAGGUACCCACCAUCACCUAUCCAACUGUAGAAAAUGCAAGUUACAAUGAAAGGAGUCAUGUGAACAUCACUUGUGCAGAAACAGGAAAACCAGCUCCAGAAGUGAGGUGGGCCCACAAUGGACAUGAAAAACCUUUUGGCCAAAAUACAGCUUAUCUCAUUUUAUUGUAAAACCAAGAAGAGAGAUGCAGGCAUAUACACUUGCUUUGCCAACAACAGUGUAGGACAGAAAGAGAAACAACUGAAACUUUUAGUUAACUGUAAGUCCGACUCAGUUACCGUUAAUCAUGAGGCCACUGUGAAUAACAUCUCUUGCACUACUACUUCAGUGUCACGAGCUAAUAAGCCUGCAGGACAUUACUGAGUAUUUUCCUGCAAAGCUUGAUUGGAGUGCACACUUAUGUAAGCCCUUUACUUUUAUUGAAUUCAUCCUGGGAACUUGUAAUUGACUAGCCUUUGUAACUGAUCACCUGAACCAACGCGGUGGUAGUGACACUUGUUGUACUUCAAGAGUAGGCGUCAUCAAUUCUCGAGUAGACCUCCAUCUGUUUAAAUGACAUCUGCUAAAUAACAAUUGCAUUAUUUAACACUCGCCUUACUCGUUAUUUGAAAUUUUAACCACUAUUCUUGCCCACCCCAAUCGACGUCAAUUCGCCUCAAUCACUGUGACUAUCACGAUUGUACCACAAUGAAUAACUGAAAGAGUCAUUUCCCAAAUAACAGACUUGACAAUAAUUCGCAGUCAAUGUUGCCAGCAUUGGGCGCUGCGGUAAAAAGGAUGAAAGGAAACGACAUUGUUUUUAUGACGAGCAAGCAAGUUUCGCUUUUCCCAGAAUGCAAUAAAUUGAAUGAAAAAAGGCCGGGCUUUCCCGUGACCGUGACAAUCGAGAGAUUAGGAGCCAUAAAUGCACCCAAGAUUGUGACCUCAUAUCUACCAUAAACAUUGACAUGUGAUAUAUGUUUAGAUGCCUGCAGAACCAGUCCAGUCUGUUCAUAUAUCCGAGAACGACUAGUGAAAUAAAUUGGCUCGAUCGAACCAUACUUUCCUACAAAACAUAUUUUUAUUAAUUGAUUGUGUAUUUGAUGUUCAUGGACUCGACGCAGACAUCUGCAGAUAAAUGCUGUAUUUUCCUUGCAUUGUUGUUACUUCCGCAUUCAGGUAUGUGGUGCUUUUCUUUCCUGUUUCUUCAAUUAAACAUCGAAAACGCAAAAAGAAAAAGGUUUUUACGUUAUGUUUAGCUUCUCGUAUUUUACUAAAGUCAACGUUUUCGGAAACAUGCAUUUAGAAAGAAACUAGCAUUAUUCACAAGCGGAUAAGCCUAUAAGCUUGCUGCCAAAAGUGUGUUGGCGUUUUGCCAUCCUUAAUACUUGUAGGUUAAAUUUACCUAAAGCUUUUAAUAUUUUUCAUUCAAUCUAUUUACUGCCUAAACAUAUUGAGACAAUUCGAAUCGGGUACAGAACAAUAAGGAUAGAUAUUUAUAUGGAAACCGGAAAAUGAAAACUGAAACCUUAGUGUACCGCUGAAGGCCGCAAUGCGAUUUGACCCUCUGCCCAAGGGACACAAAGUAACGAAACGUCACUUUAUGGCAAAGAUAGUUUUACCAUUGUUAAGUUUGAUUAAUCGCUUUGCACUUCCCUGAUGAAUCAGAAAUAAAUGAAUAUUCACAUUUUGGUCUGAAUUUAAAGUUAAUUUUAAAAUAAACUUAAUUCUCAACUGAAAGUUUCUUUGGAGCAAAUCUUUUAUAAUCUCUUAAAUAUUAUGUUUUCCUUUUGAUCUUUGAGCGCUAGAAUUGCAAUUCGGAAGCCCCGAGUUCAAUCUGUGUCUUUAAACCCCUGACUGGAUCUUGUGCUCGGUAGAUCCUUAACACUGUUAUGUUUAUUUCACGUAGUUAUUAUUGUCCUUAUUUGUGGGUCUCAAUAAAAAUUACUGGGUCACCAGCAAUUGUUCUAACCCUGUUUUAAACAUGUACAUCUAUCUUUCUAAGAGAAGUUGAUCAGUUCUUGUGUUACAGGUCAGAUGCAGAUAUUAUUCAAGUCUCUAUAUCAACGGAAAACUGUGACAGGAUCGACUGGCCAUUCUGUGACCUUUACUUGGACGUUUUCUGGAGCAGUUGACACAGUAACCUGGGGAAUAAAGGAAGCUGGUGUAAAUGCCAUUGACUAUAAAAAUGGCUUAUUAGUAGUUAUAGAUAAGCGUGGUGUCGUUGAACUCUCAUCUCAAUCAGUCCCUAAUGCAUACAAAAGUCGUGUCAGUGGAAAUCGUACUGGUGACUCUUCUUCUGGUCAGGCCAGCUUCACACUCAGUAAUAUUGCAAAAGAUGAUGAGAGAUUUUAUGGAUGUUCGAUAAAACCUGAUGACCCAAAUCAAGGGCCAAUAGUUGACUUUGUGCAUUUAAUUCUCGUAGGUAUGUACCUUAAUGAAAGGGUUCAGAGAAGAGAAUGCCCAUUUUAAGGUAUUUCCGAUGCAGUUUUUCAGAGGCCAUACCGAUAUUUUUCAAUCGCCUUAAAAGUGGUUUUUUUCUUGUCUGAUCGUUAUAAAAUUUUCACCAGUGAGCGAUUGAAAAAUAUCGGUAUGGCCUCUGAAAAACUAUAUCGAAGCACCUUAAAAGCAUUAUAUUGUCGAGUUUGGUUUAAAAUAGAACUGUAUUUUGCAUUAUUUUCCAAAAUAAAGUAAUCUUUGGAAGCACACUUUGUGUAGGUGACCGAAAUAUUCUUGUUAAAUAACUACCUCGCCUUAAUGGUUUGUUAGUCAUUACUGAUUUGUGAUUGGUGGAGUUCGAUCCAUUUUGUGUUUUUCUGUGGUAGAAGGUUUGUUGAUCGUAAAUAUGAUUGACGGCAGCAAAAAUGCAAUUGUGAAGUUGGCUUUUCAACUCCAGAGUUCCCGUGUUUUUGAAAAGCAGAGUAAAGCUAAUACUUGUUGCAUUUUAACUCAUCGUUGUGCUGCUCAUCCUUACCACGUUUACGCCAGUAACCCCAUAGCAAAAUUCAAACAUAAGAAAACUACACAAGCAGACAAAAGUUUACGUGAAAUAAUAAUAAGCCUUGGAAGUUAUAGACUCCUAGCGAUCCAAAACAAUUUAAACUAAAGGAUCAAAAACCGCAUCAAUUACAGAUAAAAUGAAGUUAUUAAAAAAUGUUUAAUUAAAACAGAUUAUUAGAGAGCCAUAAGCUACUACUUUCAUACCUUAACGAAAUUUUUUGAUCUUAGAGUCGCAAGAAUUGGCUUUAAGUUCAACAAAAUUUUGGAAGAGAUUUACAGGAAUUAAUCGAUCAACCAAUUUUUCUCCUGACUACUUUAUAUGUAUAAUCAUUUCCUUUUUCCCGUUUAUCUGGCGCACAAAUAAAAUAUGGAACCUAUUAUAAAUUUUCAUGGAUCUAGCUAUGAUUUUCAACUGCUUUUUAUGUUGUUGAACCAUUGAAAAAGCUAAUACGUAAACUGCUUCUAACUUUACAGAGGUACCCACCAUCACCUAUCCAACUGCAGAAAAUGCAAGUUAUAAUGAAGGGAGUCAUGUUAACAUCACUUGUGCAGCAACAGGAAAACCAGACCCAGAAGUGAGAUGGAUCCAUAAUGGACAAGUAAAAACCUCUGGCCAGAAUACAACUUAUCUCAGUUUUUGUAAAACUGACAAGAAAGAUGCAGGGAUAUACACAUGUAUCGCUAACAACAGUGCGGGACGAAUAACAAAACAACUAAAACUUGAAGUUAACUGUGAGUGCGUCGUUACAUAAAUUUAUUUGUUCAAAAUAGAACGUGACUGUAUAUUUUAUUUUCUACAGAUUUGAUCUGUUAUCUAUUGAUACAAAAAACUUCUAUUUAUCUUGAAAGCCUUGAAAAUAAUAGUAAUAAAAAUGGUGAUGAUGAUGAUAAUAAUGAUACUAAUAAAACAGUACAGUUGGUCAAGUCUACAAUCCAACCGACCAAGCGAGAGAGCAGGCGAGCUGCACAUGUUCUCGCAGAAAAAACGAUGUGAAAAAAAUACAACAAAAACAACUUCCUAGCACCAGACGAGUCCAGGAUUCCCCGUGAUUCCGAUGAGCUGAUGCAUGAAAGAACCAAAGAACAGUUAAACACGCUGAAACCAAGAACACAACAACGUGGAUGAGAGUGAUGUGUUCCUGGGCAAAGUCAGCAUGAAAACAAUGGCGCCCGGGACUUGGACGGAGUCCUGCAAAACUCAUUUUAUCUGAGAGUGAGAAAACAAAACAGUUCCGAUGACGAAGCGGUCUCCAUUAAGCGGUCCCGCAACAGUACCUAUCCACUCGAAAACGUCCAUACAGUGCAAUAAAUAGUGGGGUAUGUCCUGGGGUAUGGGGUGUGUCCCGGAUGGUAAAGCGAUCAAACAACUGCGAAUUAACCACGUCGGUAAGAGAAAAAAAUCACACCCAGUCAUACAGCUCGAUUUGAGAAGAGUCGUUCCCGUUCAGUGGCCUGUUCUGUUUGCUGAUUACCUUCGAGACCUCAUAGGAGUAUAACCGAUAACCGAGAUUCGAGUUCCGCCAUGGAAGCCCUCCCCGCCACUGACUGUUCCAUUAUCUGUGAGCUUUUCAUCAAUGAUUUGUUUGGUAUUUUGUCAGAUAGUACUGCGACACAUAUGGUUCACUGUUUCAUGUCGCUGCUGGUAUUAUGUAUCUACACUUUUGCGCCCGUUUUCCCGGUUUGCAAUCUUGCAUUAAAACAUUGUUUAAUAACUUAUGGUGUUACUAAAUGACAAACUGUUGAAUACAAUCCGACAAAUACAUGCCUAAUACUUGCAACGACAGUCAUAAAUCAAUACUUAAGAAACUUUCAGAAUAUUCAAUUAUCUCAUUACCUUCAAAUUUGUAAAAUUUACCUAGUCACACAGCCACGCACAUUCGGUUCACAUCCUGAUCAAUUUGAAAUAAAGCGGGUAUGUUUUCUAGUUAUCAUUUCGAAUAACAAUAAUUGUUUACUGCAGCACCGUCGUCAGGUUUCGACCCUACUUCCUUUCGCCAUUCAAAUUAGGAGGUUUGAAUCAUAGUUAAUACAGUGGAAUGGUUAAGAAGCCCGUCAGAAUUCUUUGCCAUGUUUUUGUGGACCUAACAGUGCAAAACAUUCAAUAUCAUUCCUAUCAUUUUGAACUUAUGUAUUGUCACUAAAUUUUACUCUGUGAGAAUUUAUGAACAGAAAACAAAAGAUUGUGCACAGCCGUUGUGCCUCCAACAUAAAGUGCAGCACCUUUCCUUUUAUGUAUGGUGCUUGCUACUGUGAUUAAUGUGCUAUGUGUUUGGGAUAUUUGUUGAGACUGAUUUAAGUUUAAGUAAGCAUGGUGAUGUAACUAAAGAUUAUAUUGAGAAGCCGCUUGUACGUGAAAAAACCGAAAAAUAAACGGGCCGUGAUUUUUGGCUAAUUUAAGUGUGGGCCUUCAAUAGCACUUUACAAGCUAAACAAAAUUUCUGUCUUGAAUACGCAUUAUUCUAGCAUUUUCUAAAUACGGAGGAACGUGUUUUAAUGCCACCUAACUAGUUAAUUUUAUCCACGACUUGCGCCUAACAAUACUCUUGCGAAACGUCCAUUGAAGCCGCUGGCAAUAAACUUUUUUGCCUUGUUAAUAGACCCAGCAACCAUAAACAACAUUACCUCUUCAAUGGCUAACUCAUGGAUUGGUCAGACAGUGACGCUGCUUUGCAAGGCAGAUGGUGUUCCUGUGCCGAUCCUGUACUGGUACAAACCUGAUGGAACUAAGUUGAACGAGGCCAAGGCUUAUGAGAGUACUGCUGUUUUGACAAUGAAUACUGAACAUGAUUUUGGUCGUUAUAACUGCACAGCUGACAAUGGAUUUCCGCUUGCUUCAAAGAUGAUUCAAGUAAAACAAAUAAGUAAGAAAAAUUUUAAUUGUGAUAGUGAGAGGAAUCCUAAAAAUUACCACUGUGCUCGCCACUUAACGAAAAUCUUUUUCAGUUGGUAAAUAUCAACCUCUCGCGCUGUUCACGUUAAAAAAAUAAAAAUAAAUAAUAAACCUGGGGCCAAUUCAAUAAAACUUCGAAAAACUAUAACAAUGAGCAAUGUUAAGAACACUAAUAAAAUACACUCGUAAAAUAUUUAAUGCGCUCAGCAGUAGUCUCUGUGACAGGUUUAAACGAGAACUAGAAUUACUCUCUUUCCUGUUCCAUACUAGAGAAGUGACUGUUUGAGAUGAAUAUUUCGGGUUCUAUCAGGCCUUGGCGACACAUUAAUCAUUGUACAUGAAAUGUCGACCAUUAAUAUUAAUUCAUGCAGCCUGUCUUGUUUUUACUUUGUUAUCAAGGAAAACAGCGAGGUUAGGUAGAGAGACGCUCAAUAACUUUUUCCCUCUAAAAGUAGGAGCUUUUGAAGGGGUGAGCCUAACAGAGUAUUGAAUGCACUUAACAUGCUAAGUUUUUCAUUAUUUUUAUUUACUGUAUUUUUAUUUAGAAGCGCCAAGUCUACCGAACAUCGCAAUAGAUGUGCAAGCAACUUCAAUGACCGUCAAAUGGACAGUCCCAGCUGAUAACGGAGGAAGUCCUAUAACUGCUUACCGAGUAGUACUCUUACAGCGAGACACAGUAGUAGGCGAAAAAAAUGUGACUGACCCUGUUACCAAAACUUGUGUUUUUGCUGGCUUGAGAAAAAGUUCAAUAUACUCUUUGAGGGUCUCUGCCAGGAACUUUGUGUUUGAGGGACCCUUUAGCCAAACGACAAUUCAAACAAAGCCUGAAGGUAAGAGGGUUGUCACCAGAUUCAGCCAGUCAAUAGAUCGUUUUCACUCACGUGACCAGCCGCUAUGUAAAUUUCUUGGAUCAAAGAAUUUUUUAACUACAAAAGCCCCACAAGCAUUUUUCUGCAUACCAUCAUGGGCGCUGUACAUUGCAGUUUUGUACACUAUUAUGGUCGCCGUGACGUCAUGUGAAAACGAUCUAUAUAUGGCAUGGUUCAUUAAAUCGUAUUCAAAAUUUAAAAGGUAAUUAGCUAUACAGACUAAAUAGGAUGUACAUGUAUGAUGCGAAUGUUAAGACUUCAGACACAAGAAAUAUCAGGAAUGAUUAUAUAUAUAUAGCAAAUAAAAAUAUUGCUCUUAUCAAUCUUCUUGGCAUUUCACUGUAAUGUGACUAAGGGCAAUCUCAUGAUUUUUACACGCUAAAAUGUUUUGCUUUUUCCUUCUGUACACUGCUUUGAUGUGUACGUUUUUAUCUACAGUUAGUAUGGUUCGAAAAUCUGCUUGUUCGUGUCCAUCUUUCACAUUGGAUAUAAUUUCGGUUUUUGUUGAAAACUGUACUCUACCGGCUACACGACAUACAGACUUAGCAAUAUAAUUUUGCUUUGUGUUAAGGUGUUCCUGAGGCGGCUUUAAUAAAGGACUUACCAGCUGAGACAAAAGAUGUAACAGUGAAAUUAAUGUGGGAUGAGCCUCAGAACAAUGGUGCGCCUAUCACAAAGUACACUGUAUACCAAAGAAUUGUAAAUAAUAGUAAUGCAACUCGAGAAUGGACUAAAAUACGCAUUAUUACUGACGUCUCAGUUCGUGAGGUUGCUGUCAAGUUGGAGAAAGAUCGUGAAUACGAAUUUUUAGUGACUGCCUCAAACAGAUUUGGCGAGAGUGUAAAAGAAGAGAAAUAUACCAGAAAAAUUGCAGCUGUGGGAGGUAUGUGUAAGUUUGGCUAAAUUCUUCAGUUAAAUGCCAUACAAAUUGUAAGACCUGAUAACAAUGUGACUCUGUUAAAUCCUGGAAAUUAGGAAGCUAAUCCCUUUCCUAUUAUUCAUAGCUUUUUGUUACAACUCAGUGAACGCAAAAAUCUCCAAUGCUUUUAAUCAAGAAAGGGGCGUUAAAGUGACAGUUUCACCAAAUGGGUUUGUAUUGAUGGAACCCCCGUAAGAAUUACCAUGGUCUUGCAGAAAUUUACUGAUAAUACAACUACAGGAAAACUGUCAAAAGAGUGCUUUUUCUCAAAUGCAGUCGAACUCUUAAAAAAAAUGAAAUUCAAACCCUAGAUGAAUGUUAACAAAAAAAAGCGAAAAAAAAAAAAAACAACGCGCCCGCCGUCGUCACUUCUGUGACGUUUUCUCCAUUGAAAGUGCCUAGUGGCUUUCACCUAGAGGCUUUUACCUCUUAUGUACACAGAUGUCCCUGCCUCCGUGCAAAUCACAGACGAAAUAAUUUUAUAUUGGGACGAGCCAGACAGCAACGGAGCAGCCAUCACACGGUAUUCGAUCUACCAAAGACUAGGAAAUGAAUGGAAGUUGAUUGGGGUCAUAAAUGAUAUUUCUACACGCGAAUAUGUCGUUGAAAUCGAGAAGGGCAAGGUGUACGAAUUUGUGGUAACGGCUACCAACAAGUAUGGAGAGAGUUCCUUGGAAGAAAACAUCAAGUGGAUUCAAGCGUUGUCAGGUACGGUUAAAUCAAGGCAGCCUAAACGCAUCCUGUAA